This is a messenger RNA of Aureococcus anophagefferens, 386 nucleotides long. RefSeq lists its product as hypothetical. Gene Ontology annotation, biological process: translation. Gene Ontology annotation, molecular function: structural constituent of ribosome. Lineage: Eukaryota; Pelagophyceae; Pelagomonadales; Pelagomonadaceae. The transcript has 2 exons. The annotation marks the transcript as partial. The record is from RefSeq and is a predicted model, not a curated record. Gene Ontology annotation, cellular component: ribosome.
UGCUGAGUGACUGCAAGUGCGCCGCGAUGGCCCGCUCGCUCCUCCUCCUGGCCCUCUGCGGCCUCGGGGCGUCGUUCACGACGUCCCGGAACGCCCUUAGCGUCGCGCCGGUCCGACAAACUGCGUCCGCGGCGCCGGAGAUGAAGUUCCGCGUCUGCGAUAUGACGGGCAAACGCCGCAACGCGAAAGCGAUGACCGUGACGUUCUCCCACACGCGCAACCACAAGGUCCAGAAGGUGAACCUCCAGGAUCGCCGCCUCUGGUGGUCCGAGGGCAACAAAUUCGUCCAGAUGCGCGUGUCGACGAAGGCGCUGAAGACGAUCGCGAAGUACGGCCUCGGCAAGACGGCCAAGAAGUACGACGUCGACCUCAACGAGUUCGCGCGG